This is a messenger RNA of Sesamum indicum (sesame), 931 nucleotides long. RefSeq names its product B-cell receptor-associated protein 31-like protein. Lineage: Eukaryota; Viridiplantae; Streptophyta; Magnoliopsida; Lamiales; Pedaliaceae. Gene Ontology annotation, cellular component: endoplasmic reticulum; endoplasmic reticulum membrane. The record is from RefSeq and is a predicted model, not a curated record. Gene Ontology annotation, biological process: endoplasmic reticulum to Golgi vesicle-mediated transport; intracellular protein transport.
CAACGCGUUAAAACCCCCUUUCUUCCUUCUUCUUCUCUACAAGUCCCCAACUCCCCCAUACACACCCCACCACACUCCAACCCACCGCGAUCAAACUUCUCUACCCCUUGAAAUCUUUGUCACCGCCGAAGAAGAGAAGAAAGAAGGAUGAUCCAGUUGCUAUUCACCCUUAUAUUCGCUGAGAUGACGCUGAUCGUGGUGUUCGUCUUCAAGACUCCGCUGAGAAAGCUGGUGAUAAUGGGCCUGGACCGUGUCAAACGUGGCCGCGGCCCCGUCGUUGUCAAGACGGUUGCCGCCACAAUUUUUGUGGUGAUGAUGGCCAGCGUGUACAAUGCGGUGGCGAUCCAGAGGCGUUGGAUCCAAGAUGGUGAAGCCAACCCAACGGAUCAGAUUCUCUUUGCUAACCACAUUCUGGAAGCUUCUCUCAUGGGAUUUGCACUAUUCCUUGCCCUGAUGAUUGACAGACUGCACCACUAUAUCCGAGAACUGCGAAUAAGGAGGAAGACCAUGGAAGCUGUAAAGAAACAAAGCCGAGUUUUUGAGGAUAGUAAGCCUCCUGCUACAGAGGAAAUCAAAGCAUUGGAAGAAGAGACGAUUGCACUGCGUGGAAGGAUUAAGGAUCUCGAGACACAACUUGAGGAAAAGAAUAAAGAGUCCGGCAGCGCAGAAGCCAAUGCAAUGGCUUUGAAGAAGCAGUCAGAAGGUUUUCUUCUUGAAUAUGACCGGUUGCUUGAAGAAAACCAGAACCUUCGAAGCCAAUUGCAAUCUCUAGAUCGGAAAUUUUCAUUAUCUGAUGGCAAGAAAGUUAUGUAAGGGACCAUUAAGUUAUGCAAGAAAAUUGUCAUUCCGCAGUUAUUUUGUCGUUAUACUAUAGCAGUUCCAUGGAUAACUCUCCAUGUUUGAAGAAAAGAAAGUUUUCAGAAGAAAGAAA